Emiliania huxleyi CCMP1516 is the source of this 397-nucleotide messenger RNA. RefSeq lists its product as hypothetical. The transcript has 3 exons. The annotation marks the transcript as partial. Lineage: Eukaryota; Haptophyta; Isochrysidales; Noelaerhabdaceae. The record is from RefSeq and is a predicted model, not a curated record.
AUGAGCAGCAGCAGCUUGGAGACCCGAGCGCUGGAGCGGUUGGUGCCGCGGUGCCUGGUGAGGCGACUGCAGCACCCGAGCCGGCACGCCGCCAGCCUUCGCAGUCCAUCGGUUGAGGUUUACGAGGGUGCUCUGGCGUUCAUCGACAUCUCUGGCUUCUCGCGCCUCUCUGAGCUGCUAUCCGAGCGGCAUGGUGCUCAGGGUGCCGAGCUGCUGCAGACCUACAUCAACCGCUACUUUCGCUCGCUCAUCGAGGCGGCGCUUGCCUCUCCGCCCACCGCCCUGCAGUGGGUGAUCGUGGUCGCUCACGGCGGCGACAUCCUGAAGUUCGCCGGCGACGCCUUCAUCGCCUCCUGGCGUGCCGACUCGGCCGCCUCUGCUCCCGGCCAGGCGGCCG